Plasmopara halstedii is the source of this 821-nucleotide messenger RNA. RefSeq lists its product as uncharacterized. Lineage: Eukaryota; Oomycota; Peronosporomycetes; Peronosporales; Peronosporaceae. The record is from RefSeq and is a predicted model, not a curated record. The transcript has a single exon. The coding region runs from base 505 to 744 and encodes 79 amino acids.
AAUAUUGUUAUUUGCCAAAAUAUAGAGAAAACAUUACUGAAGUUCUCGAGAAAAUUGUAAUUUGAACUAAGCAAAUAGAGAUAAAUGCCUAAUCUACGAACACUAUAUUAUAAUAUAAUCACUCGCGAGACUGCUAUGGGAUAAUUGGUAAAUCAACAAGACUGCAGAGAUGAUAUUGCAUAGAGCAGAAGGAGGGAGUGCACCAUGAAUAGUUAGAAGCAGUUCAGAGACGGCGGCACCAGAGUAGCAAACUAAAUGUGCCUUGUCGGGUAGUCGUCGGUACAUAAUAAAACAUUCAAUACCGACAAUUAGUAUCUUUUUUUUAAAGUGGGUACUAGUUUCGUUGCUGUAAAUUGACUUUUGCAACACCAUACGAAAAAUUCGUCUAAGCGCCAUAUGUGCAAGUGUGAAUGCAGCUGACCUUGCGUAAGAGGGAUCUUGUGCAAGUUUAUUUGAACGAUCCUACAACGAUUGCGGACCGGCUUCUUCUAAACAGUCAAUUAAAUGCAGAUGUUCAUGUGGAUGAUGAAGGGGUUUCGUAUAGUUAAUGGGUGCUUAGUGAAGAUUGGUCGGCACGGCCUUAUAUUAAUGGAACGAUGUGCUCGAGUUUAUAUGCUGUCGGUGAUGCUCGAAAUCAAAAAUGUCUUUGGUUUGAAAAUGCUAGGUCAGUUCCGUUUUAUGCAGACCAAAUGCUUUCGUUCUGCAUGCAAGUCGGCAAGUCACAAGCGACAUCAGAGUGAAUGAGGUCUGGCGCUACAACUUGAAUUAAAAAGUUAUUUCAGACGCAGAACCAUACUGGACCCUUCUUUUUAAAGAUAAUA